AUGUCGCCGUCGCUAGUUUUCCUCUUCCUUCUCCUCCUAUCCCCUUUGCAGCCGUCCGCCGCUUCCUCCUCAUCAUCCUCCCCCGUCGAUGUUCUUCCCGUCGCGGGACAAUCAGCGUACGACAUCCUCGCCGGAUUCAACUUCCCCGCCGGCCUCCUCCCCCAGGGCGCCACCGGCUACGAACUCGACCCGUCCACCGGAAGAUUCCGCGCCUACUUCAACGGCACCUGCAGCUUCUCCCUGGAAGGAUCGUACCAGCUCAAGUACAAAUCCGUCAUCGGCGGGUACAUUAGCGAGAAUCGGCUGACUCAGCUCACCGGCGUCAGCGUGAAGAUCCUGUUCCUCUGGCUGAACAUCGUCGAGGUCGUGAGGAGUGGCGACGACAUCGACUUCUCCGUCGGGAUCGCCUCGGCGAGCUUCGGGAUCGACAAUUUCUUCGUCUGCCCGAGGUGCGGCUGCGGAUUGGACUGCGGCGGCGAAGGAGGAGCGAGCAAGCCUGCGAGGAGACCUUUUGUGUCCUCGAUCUAG
Molecule: messenger RNA, 528 nt
Organism: Linum tenue
Lineage: Eukaryota; Viridiplantae; Streptophyta; Magnoliopsida; Malpighiales; Linaceae
Source: the annotation of a GenBank genome assembly